AUGACCAUAGGUUUGGCGUGUGGUGUUCGUCAGCUCUUCCCCAUUCUGCUCUCCUUGGUCUUCUGUGGGGUUUGGCUUCUAUUGCAUCCCAGCCUUCCUGGCUGUGAGGGCGGUGCCGUUGCGCGCCCUCCACCGGACGACUGGCUCUCACCGGAGCAGGCAAAGGCACUGCAGACAGAGAACACGCAGUUGAGCCUUGAGCUAGAAAAGGCCAAAGAAGAACUGCAGAAGUUCAACUCCACCUACGGGCAAGUCGUCUCAGCUUAUGCCGCGGCCAAGGAGCAGCUGGAUUCAACCACUGAGAUGCUGCCGUUGGAAUCGCACAACACUUGUGGAGCACCCUCGUCUUUGGUAGCCACGAGUGGCCGCGUCUACUGCGGCGACGUCUCCUUAGAGCUCGGACGGGCCCGCGACUUCGCCCACUGUCAACUCGCCUGCGCGAUGAACUCCAGUUGUGAGUUUUACAGCUACUGGAGUUCCGGCCGUCGGACCCGCCUUUGCCGGAUCACUUCGUCUUGCGAUCACAAGGUGAACGUGAAGGAGUUGAACGAGCAUGUACAGAUCUACCAACGUGUGGUGCCCGUGAGCAGCAAGAGGAGUUUGCUCCAGCUCUUGGGGAUGUAUGACAGUGGGACCAACUUGAUGCUGGCGACAAUCGUGAGCAACUUCCCGCUUUGCUGCCAGCAAGCCUACCGCCCGGACAUCAUGGAUCUUCAGAUCGAAGCCCAAGACCAUGGCCGUUGCCUUCAUUGGGCCACACCCGAGAAGCACGUGAACCCCUUGCAGAUGCUCGAUGCGCUAAAAGGCCAGAAGAUGAAACAUUGGGAUCCGAAGCUCGUGGACUUUCAGCAGAAGCACCAGAUUGCCAUUGUGGCUUUGGUGAGAGAUCCCCUGGCACAGCUGCAAAGCUGGAAGAAGGCGCCUUAUGGCCUGGAGCGGUGUGCCAAGCGGAAGCGUUGCGCCUUCCACAGCACCGCCACGGAUUGCAUCCCCACGACUGCUUGGAUCACCGAGCCCUGCACCUGGUGGGACCCCGCCCGACACCACAACGCAGGCAUCACCGGAGGGUCCUUUCCAUCGUUGCCGGCGAUCUGGAAUGGCUACACUUUGGGCUAUUGGAGGCUGCGAGCGGAGUCUGGCUACAAGCAGGUCUUGCUGGUGAAGUUUGAGGAGUUGGUCAUGGCCCCGGCUGCUGUGGUCAGCAGGAUCUCCGAAGCCAUGGACAUGCGGGUCCACAGUGAGGACGUGGCGGUGGCCGAGAGGGCGGCCAAGGCGCAUGGGAAGGCCAAGGACCGUAAUGCAGCCAUCAAGUCCUUGGAAUCACGAGACUUCGUGAAGAGCUACACCGCCAAGGAAUUGAAGGCCACGUGCAUCCGCUUGAAUUUCAGCCUGGCCUCGAGCGUGGGGUAUCGAUUGACGGAGUGUGAGGACUUCAAGGGCGAAGCGAAGUUGGAGGAGCCCUACUCGGACACUCAGGCAGUAGCUGAGGCAAAACAAGACAUUACCUUGCCGGAGGAGAAGAAAGCUCAGCUGCUUCGCUUUCAGAGUCGACGGGCCAAGAGGUUCCCAUCGAAGGUGUUGAAGCCGCGGAGGCGGCCGACGAGGUGA
Durusdinium trenchii is the source of this 1608-nucleotide messenger RNA. The record is from the annotation of a GenBank genome assembly. NCBI's taxonomy places the organism in Eukaryota, Dinophyceae, Suessiales, Symbiodiniaceae.